This is a messenger RNA of Pseudomassariella vexata, 594 nucleotides long. RefSeq lists its product as uncharacterized. NCBI's taxonomy places the organism in Eukaryota, Fungi, Ascomycota, Sordariomycetes, Amphisphaeriales, Pseudomassariaceae. The transcript has a single exon. The record is from RefSeq and is a predicted model, not a curated record. The coding region runs from base 1 to 594 and encodes 197 amino acids.
AUGGUCCCCGAAGUUGGCGAACUGAACAAGUCCAACGCGGUGGGGGAGGAGCUCUGCCGCUUCACCAUCUUCAACAUCACGUCUCCGACCAACUCCAACAUUGGCGAGGAUUUCAUUCGUGCCGCCUACAUUGUGGUGGACAUCUACGACCAGGAAAUAUCCAUGGUGCAGGCUCUGUACGACGUAGAUGAUUCGAACAUUGCCCCCUUUAGCGCACGUGGCGCCGGAGCCCCGAGCGCAAUUACAUUAACUUCGCAGCCGGCUAACACGCGGACUGAUAUGGCAACUGAAACCAUAUUCCCCGCCUUCACGCCAAAGACUUAUGUGGCCGCUGCCGGGUACACUAGUCUCGCCAACACGGCCUCUAUAUCAACAGCCGCAAUAGCUACUCUCACCGUAACUCCCACGGAGCCUUCGACCGUCGCCUGGGCCGGCAUUGGCGUCGGUGCCCCUGUCAGCAGUUUAGCAGUCCUCGGCGCAAUCCUGUUCCUUGUCUGGCGGCGCGAGCGGCAACAACACCCCAUCUACACACCCGAAGCCCCAUCACCCGCACAGCCAGUGCCAGAGGCUCCAGACGAUACGAAAUAUCAUUAG